This is a messenger RNA of Fusarium pseudograminearum CS3096, 174 nucleotides long. RefSeq lists its product as uncharacterized. NCBI's taxonomy places the organism in Eukaryota, Fungi, Ascomycota, Sordariomycetes, Hypocreales, Nectriaceae. The transcript is spliced from 2 exons. The record is from RefSeq and is a predicted model, not a curated record. Bases 1 to 174 code for a protein of 57 amino acids.
AUGUGCAAGAAAUCUACUUGUGUUACCUGCAAACAAGCAACCUGGUGGGGUUGUGGCAAUCAUGUCCCCGCGGUCAUGUCUAAUAUACCUGAGCAUGAGUGGUGUACUUGUGAGCCCAAGGUCGAAAAGGAUGGGGGGAAGUAUCCUCCCAAGGGAGAACAGCCCGACAGUUAA